Molecule: messenger RNA, 1215 nt
Organism: Debaryomyces hansenii CBS767
Lineage: Eukaryota; Fungi; Ascomycota; Pichiomycetes; Serinales; Debaryomycetaceae
Product: DEHA2F00902p
Exons: 1
Coding region: 1-1215 (404 amino acids)
Source: RefSeq, a predicted model, not a curated record
AUGAAUGAUUCAAAUCCAGGUCAAACAAGAUCCUCGAUGGGUGGCGUGGGAUAUAAUGUCUCGUUAGCUUGUAAAUAUGGAUUAGAAUCGCCUUCUUGUUCAUCAGAAAAUAUAGACCGGUCAUCUUAUAGGUUUGUAUCCGUUGUUGCAAACGAUUUUGCCGGUAGAUCCUUGCUCAAGCAUUUAGACUCUAAUAAGGUCGAUACUUCAGGAAUAAAAAUCAUCAAAGAUAGCAAAAAUUCAACUGCUCAAUAUUCUUCAAUACAUAAUACCAAUGGUGAACUACUUGUGGCCUGUGCUGACAUGGCUAUAAUUGAAGAAGACUUUAUUACUGAGCAUACUGUGACUCAAUUAGCUAGAGCAAAACCAGAUUGCAUAGUUCUAGACUGCAAUAUAUCUUCAUCUGCAAUGAGUAAUAUAUUACAGUAUAUUAGGAACAAUCUAGAAAAAACAAAAGUGAUAAUAGAGCCAACGUCAGCUCCUAAAGCAGCAAGAUUAUCGCAUGUUAAUAGCAAGAAUUUAAAGGUUUUUCCUAAUAAUAUAAUCCUGUUAGUCUCUCCGACGGUGGCAGAGUUGAAUACAUUUCAUUCUUCGUUUAGUAAUCGGGAAUUAUUUGAUGAUUAUGACGAGUGGUUCCCAUUAUUGGAUACGUUAGGAGUUGAUUCGUUGUUUAGAGAGAAGUUGAAUAAACAAGCACAGCAGUAUGAGGUUUUGAGGGAAGGCUUAAAGCGUGGAUUUUUGCAGCAAUCAUUUCAAUUAUUACCCUAUUUACCGAAUAUACUACUUAAAUUGGGCCCAAGUGGGCUACUAUAUAUAGGUCUUUCAACAAGUAUCGGUGAUUAUUCUUCGAUCCCAACCACUUCCGAUUACUGCCCCGAGUUUACAAUUACUACUAAUGGAAAAGAAUUUAUUGACAGUGACGGGAAAAGCAAAAAAAUGGGAAUAGUUAUUCAAUAUUUCCCUAUUCCGGAAGUAAAUAAAAAUUUGAAGGUUAAAAAUGUUACUGGUGCUGGCGAUUCGUUAUUGGGGUAUCUAACUGCUAGAUUACUGCUUUCAAGUAAAAAUAUUGUAGGCAAAGCAUGGUUAGAACCAGAAAUAAAUAGAAUUGAGGAUGAAUGGUUUAAAUGGGAAUCUAUCUACAAGGCACAAAUCUCAAGUGGUUUAUCAUUGCAAAGUAAUGAAGCUAUAAGUCCAGAAAUAGCUAAAAUCAAAUAG